AUGCCUAUCAAGUCGAACUUUCCUGAUGUCAACCUCAGUGUGACCGACAUCUUUUCGCUGCUGUUCGAUCGAAAAGAAAAGCCAUUUCCUGACGACCAAGUGAUCUUCCAAGAUGGCGACCAUCUCGAGAGGAAAUAUACAUAUGCCCAGAUAAAGCAAUUAAGUACCGACUUCGGAAAAGGGCUGAAAUCAAAUUACGGAUUCCGAAAGAGCGACGUGCUGGCUUUGUAUGUGCCCAACGAUAUCGACGUUGGGCCGGUGGUCUGGGGGACUCUGUGGGCGGGUGGUGUCGUCUCCCCAGCCAACCCGGGGUACACUGUCCAGGAACUCGUCUAUCAACUCAAAGACUCGGGAGCGAAGCUACUAGUCACUCACAUUAGCGCUCUGGAGAAUGCGAAAAAGGCGUGCAAGGAAGCAGCCAUUCCCGAGUCGAACAUCCUGCUCUUGGGCAAAGACGGCGACCCAAGCCGGAAAUUCAAGCACUGGAGCAUGGUUCGCAAUCUAGAGGGGACAUCACGCUGGCGGACGCCAAAGAUAUCACCAAAGACCGACUUGGCGUUUCUGGUGUAUUCGUCCGGCACGACCGGCCGUCCAAAGGGCGUCAGACUCACGCAUCACAACAUGACGUCGAACGUCGAGCAAGUCACGGCGGCCGAGCCGCACUUGUCGCACGACGGAUCCAAGAAGGUCCCUGGCAUCCCCGACGCGCCCAAGGGAAAGGGCGACAAGGUCCUCGCCGUGUUGCCGUUUUUCCACAUUUACGGGCUGAACUGUCUCGUCCACCUGCCGGUGUUCCAGGGGAUCCACACGCUGGUCCUGUCUCGAUUCGACCUCGAGAAAUGGUGCCGGCUCGUGCAGGACGAGCAGGUGACGUUCAGCUACAUCGUGCCGCCGAUCGUGCUGCUGCUGUGCAAGCACCCGGUGGUGGACAAGUACGAUCUCGGGUCGCUGCGCAUGACGAACUCGGGCGCCGCGCCGCUCACGCGCGACCUGGUCGAGUCGCUUUGGAAGCGGAAGGGCGUGCGCGUCAAGCAGGGCUACGGGCUCAGCGAGACCAGCCCGACCAUCUUCAUGCAGCCGUGGGAGCGGUGGAUGAGCGCCGUGGGCACGACGGGCGUCAUGGUGCCGAACCUGGAAGCCAAAUUCUGCGCCGUCCCCGGGCCGGGCGAGGAGUCGGACGGCACCAAGGAGCUGCCGCGCGGGGAGAUCGGCGAGCUGUACGUCAAGGGCCCGAACGUGUUCACGGGGUACCACAACAACGCCGCCGCGACGGCCGAGUGCUUGGAGGACGGCUGGUUCAGGACCGGCGACGUCGGGUUCCUGGACGGUGACGGCAACUUGACCAUCACGGACCGCGUCAAGGAGCUGAUCAAGUACAAGGGCUUCCAGGUCCCGCCGGCCGAGCUGGAAGGGUACCUGGCGGCCCACGACAAGGUCGACGACGUGGCCGUGGUGGGCGUCGACAGCGCCGAGCUCGGCACCGAGGUGCCCAGGGCGUACGUCGUGCGCAGAGGCGGCGCGGGCGCCGUGCAGCCGGGCGACGCAGAGGAGAUCAUACAGUGGAUGAACAACAAGGUCGCGAAUCACAAGAAGCUGCGCGGCGGGAUCAAGUUCGUCGAUGCCGUGCCGAAGAGUGUCUCGGGAAAGAUCCUCAGGAGGGUCCUCAAGGAUCAGGCGAAGAAGGAGUUCAAGGAAGAGGAGGAGAAGAAGAUGAAGUCGAAGAACUCAGGAAAGCCAAAAUUGUGA
Molecule: messenger RNA, 1746 nt
Organism: Exophiala spinifera
Lineage: Eukaryota; Fungi; Ascomycota; Eurotiomycetes; Chaetothyriales; Herpotrichiellaceae
Exons: 2
Coding region: 1-1746 (581 amino acids)
Biological process (GO): secondary metabolic process
Molecular function (GO): CoA-ligase activity
Source: RefSeq, a predicted model, not a curated record